Messenger RNA from Centropristis striata (black sea bass), 2427 nucleotides. Its product is annotated as zinc finger and BTB domain-containing protein 14-like. Gene Ontology annotation, biological process: regulation of transcription by RNA polymerase II. Bases 564 to 1910 code for a protein of 448 amino acids. Gene Ontology annotation, cellular component: nucleus. Gene Ontology annotation, molecular function: RNA polymerase II cis-regulatory region sequence-specific DNA binding; protein binding; DNA-binding transcription factor activity, RNA polymerase II-specific. The record is from RefSeq and is a predicted model, not a curated record. The transcript has 10 exons. NCBI's taxonomy places the organism in Eukaryota, Metazoa, Chordata, Actinopteri, Perciformes, Serranidae.
GGAGGAGGGCCGCGAGGAGGGUUAGGGUCUACCUGUCUACCUGUCUACCUGCGGGCCGGUCAGCAGCUACCGGACACCCAGAAACGCCAUGUUGUGUGUUAGCGGGCAGCAGGCCGGUGCUAGCUGCUGUUAGCUGCUGUUAGCUCCUUCAGGCUAACGCUGGCGUCGCCGGUAACCAAAGUGUCCGUUACACCGGCAGAAACCUCCGUUAAACGGAUGCUGCCCCGCUGGCUGACCGCCCGGUUCACCGUUCAGACGGUCUGAACCGGAUCAGAUGGUCGGUGCCGCUAAAUUACCGACAGUAAUUUAGUAAAUUAGCCGUUAGCCCCGUUAGCCCGGUUUAACCCGGCAGUGGUCCCGGGCCGGCCCGUGGUCCGGGGCCGGCCCGGGUCAGACCCGGAGAAGGACCGGAGAGGUUCACAGACAGACCCGGUCCGUCCGGUGCGGACCGGGGCUAACCGCUAACCGGUCCGCACCGACACAUGGCGUGCACACGCUCCGUGCGCGUGACCGCGGUGGAAGGGUUACAUGAACGACUGGAAUCAAAAUGAGCAGAGAGACAGAUGGCGGAGACGGUGAAGUACGUGGACGAUGAGCAUAAGAGCGUGUUCCUGAAGCUGCUGAACGAGCAGCGCCUGGAGGGAGAACACUGCGACAUCGCCGUGGUCGUCGAGGACGUCAAGUUCCGCGCUCACCGCUGCGUCCUCGCCGCCUGCUCCAACUACUUCAAGAAGCUCUUCAAGAAACACGAGGUGGACAACUCGUCGGUGAUCGAGAUCGACUUCAUCCGCUCCGACAUCUUCGAGGAGGUUCUGAACUACAUGUACACGGCCAAGAUCUCCGUCAAGAAGAGGGACGUCAACCUCAUGAUGUCAUCAGGACAGAUCCUCGGGAUCCGCUUCCUCGACAAGCUCUGCUCUCAGGUAGAUCUCCUGUGUGACGAUGCGUUCAUGUUCCCUCAGAAACGAGACGUGUCAUCAGAGGACAAAGAGAAGUUUCCUUAUGACAUCGUGAAGAUGGCGCUGCCGCCAGAGGCUCAGCUGGCUGCUGACGCCGAGGUGCUGGGGGAGCAUGAUGACACGCCCACCACAGAUGACCUUGUUGAAGCGUCGGCCAAUCAGGAGCUGGAUAAAUCUCCCAGUGCGGCGCUGCGAGUACAGGAGGCCAUCCUGAAGGAGCUGACCAAUGAGGACGUACACAAGGUGACCUGCUACGACCAGGACGUGGUGGCAGAGAUGGAGGCGGAGCCUAAGGAGCUGGGGGCGGAGCACCACGCCACCCAGACGCUGGCGUUCUCUGACAGCAUGGGGGAGGUGAAGGACGAGCAGCCGCCCGGCUGGUCCACCGCCACCACCGACAUGAAGUUUGAGUACCUGCUUUAUGGGCACCGGGAGCAGCUCGCCUGCCAGGUGUGUGGGAAGACCUUCCUGGACGAGAGCAGACUCAGGAAACAUGAGAAGCUCCACUCGGCGGAGCGUCCGUUCACCUGUGAGAUCUGCACCAAAGCUUUCACCACCCACGCUCACCUGAAAGAACACCUGAAGAUCCACACGGGCUUCAAACCGUACAGGUGUGACGUUUGUGGGAAAUCGUUCAUUCGAGCUCCAGACCUGAAAAAACACGAACGAGUUCACAGCAACGAGAGACCGUUCGCCUGCCAGAUGUGUGACAAGGCGUUCAAACACAAGUCUCACCUGAAGGAUCAUGAGAGGAGACACAGAGGAGAGAAACCUUUCGUCUGUCCGUCCUGCACCAAGGCCUUCGCCAAGGCAUCAGAUCUGAAGCGUCAUGAGAACAACAUGCACAGCGAGAGGAAACAGCUGAACCCGCUGCAGAGCGACACGGAGACGCUGCAGGCCGCCGCCAUGGCUGCUGAGGAGCAACAUCUGGACUCCAUCAGCUGCUCCUAACAUCUGGACUCCAUCAGCUGCUCCUAACAUCUGGACUCAUCAGCUGCUCCUAACAUCUGGACUCCAUCAGCUGCUCCUAACAUCUGGACUCUCCAUCAGCUGCUCCUAACAUCUGUAACAUCUGGACUCUUUGAACACAUCUGGACUCUGUGAACACAUCUUGACUCAUCAGCUGUUCCUAACAUCUGGACUCUGUGAACACAUCUGGACUCAUCAUCAGCUGCUCCUAACAUCUGGACUCAUCAGCUGUUCCUAACAUCUGUAACAUCUGGACUCUGUGAACACAUCUGGACUCAUCAGCUGCUCCUAACAUCUGGACUCUGUGAAUAACCUUUGUUUAUUGUGGAUGAAGCUCUGUUUUCCCGCUCUGAAUCAGUGCACCUGAACUGACUUUGAAGCUGCCCUGAUGACCUCAGCGAUCAUGUGACCAACAUGAAGCUGUUUGUUUGUUUGUUUUGUUUGUUUGUUGUAUAUAAACUGUUCUGUUCAGUUUCAUGAGCAGAGCUGCUGUUUUAAA